This is a messenger RNA of Endocarpon pusillum Z07020, 3687 nucleotides long. RefSeq lists its product as uncharacterized. Gene Ontology annotation, molecular function: protein binding. The coding region runs from base 1 to 3687 and encodes 1228 amino acids. The record is from RefSeq and is a predicted model, not a curated record. The transcript has 5 exons. NCBI's taxonomy places the organism in Eukaryota, Fungi, Ascomycota, Eurotiomycetes, Verrucariales, Verrucariaceae.
AUGGAUCCCUUCACAGCAGCGACAGGCAUAGCUGGCCUGAUCGCUGUGGCUGUCAAAACGAUUCAAAUGCUGGGAGAAUUUACGGGUCUCAUAACUGAGCACAAGAAGCAUGCCGAAAGCCUCCACAAGGAGCUUUCUCUAAUGACGCAGGUGCUGGACCAACUCAAAAGUCUGAUUCAUAAGCAAAAGCAUAGCGGUAGACUUCGAAGUGCAGACAAUGCGGAUCACAAAACUAUUCUUGGAAAAGCUGUCCUGGACUGUACCAAAAUCAUUGAGCAGAUCCAGGAGAAACUGAGAGAACCGGUCCAUAGAUUCAAGAGAGCCAUGGCAAAGCUUCAUUGGCCAUUUGAACAGAAAGAUAUAAAAGCUAUGGUGGACGAUUUGCACAGGUACACUGAGCUCUUCCAGCUGUCCUUGGUUGUGGAGAAUUGCGAGCUCUUGUCCAAGACCUCUGACGCAGCUUAUGAAGGCUUGAACUUACAACGUGACAACUGCAAACAGGUGGAAAAGCUAUCGGCAGGUCUUCCACACAUGGCCACGGUUGCGAACGAUGCGAAGAACACACUACAGCAGACGGAGGCGCUGCUGAAGCUUCUGCCAACGUUAUUGCAGGGUGCGUCUUCAGACACGAAGGAAGCUCGGAAGGGAGUCGAACAGAGAGAACAUGAACGAAGAAUGACAGAGGUACUUGACUGGCUUUGCCCUUCGGCGGCCCUCCAAAAACACGACGAUAUUAAAGCCCGAAGGGCGCCUGGAACAGGUGCAUGGUUCUUAAACAUGCAAGAAAUCGUCAGUUGGCUGUCGUAUGACUCUGACAGCUAUGAGGUGCUGUGCUUGGGGGACCCUGGGGUUGGGAAGACGAAUCUAGCAUCUCUGGUAGUCGAUAAAUUGCUGGACCUUCGGAAACACAAAGAUAUCGCCGUUGUAUAUUUGUACUGUGACUAUCGAGAGCAACAAGCUCAAACUCCAGUAAAUUGUGCCCGAAAUAUGUUACGCCAGCUGUCGAUGCAAUACCAUGUGCUUCCCCCAGUGGUCUCCGAGUUCUACCGACGAACACACAAUGAGACUCAAGAUCAGUCAUGGUAUGUUGAAUUGCAAGAAAUACUUUGCAAAGUAGCAUCAAAGUUUGCGAAGUGUUUUUUCGUUGUUGAUGCGCUUGACGAAGCGGAAGCAAGUUCUCAUCUUCGCGGCUUGCUUGAAUUGCUGGAUGUUUUGCGGCGCAGUAUAACUGGGGGUACCCCCAAAAUUUUCGCCACAAGCCGAAAGCAUGGAUCUCCCAUUCAAGUAUCGUUCCAAGAGGCUACGAGAAUGACUGUCAGUGCGAACAAAGAAGACUUGAGAGCUAUCAUAGAGAAGGCAAUAGCCGAUCAUCAAGAUCCCAACCGCAUCUUAGAUGAGAGGCUGAAGGAGGAUAUUAUGGUGACGCUGAGCACAACCGCUCACGGGAUGUGCCUUUUGCCAGUUCUCCAGAUUCGAGAUAUUUUGGCACAGCUCACGAAAUCUGAAGUACGCCGUGCGCUUCGUGAGCGAUCUACUAACUUACCAGAAGUUUUCAAAGCUACCAUCGAACGUAUCCUAAGUCUUCCGGCAGAUUCACGUCGCGGCAUGACUCAACGGAAUGUCGCUGCGAGAACACUGAUGUGGAUUUCGCAUGCCAAACGAGUCCUCACGGUGACGGAGCUACAACAUGUCCUUGCGGUACGACUACAUGACAGCGAUCUUGACAGGGAGAACUUCAUCCAUCCACAAGCUGUCAUUGAUUGCUGCUUUGGAUUAGUGGAGAUUGACCAGGAAAGCUUGAGCAUUCGCUUUGUUCACUACAGUCUAGAAGAAUAUCUCAGAUCCCAUGAUCAUGGGUUGUUCAAGAAUGGUGAUGAGGAGGUCACCAAGGUCUGUCUAAAAUACUUAUCGCUGGACUCGGUGAAGGGUCUACAUAUUCAAAAUCGAAAAAAGUUCCUCGAAAGUCUCGGUGACCUUGCCUUUUUGGACUAUGCUGCAACAGAAUGGGGCUUCCAUGCUACUAAUGUGGCUCCUCAGGAUGUGAAAGAUGUGGCUCUACCAUUUUUAAGAAGUAGUCCCCAUCUCAUGAGUGCCGCUCGGGUCCGCGACCACAGAUCACCCUAUUUUCGAAAAUGGCACCAGCGUAUGUCUGUAUGGGCAUAUAGCGAGUCCGAUGGGGCAGGCAUCUCCACCUGUGCCAGUUUCGGACUUACUGAUUUCGUGAGAUUCCUCAUUUGUGAGAACAGACAACCAAUGCUGAAGGCUCGGAACAUGUACGGGAGCACCCCUCUCCACGAGGCUGCAUUGGGGGGCUAUGAAAGUACCGCAAAGUUGCUGCUUGAGUACGGUGCCGACGUUCUGGAUCUCAACAUUGGUAAGAGUACACCCAUGUAUCUCGCAGUAGGAAAUGGACAAGUUUCGAUGGCCCGACUAUUGCUUCAACAGCAGAGUAGCGUCCAACUUGAUAUUAGAGCAAGAGAUGGGUGGACCGCUCUACAUAAAGCAGUUGACAUUGGAAACGAAGAAAUGGUCACUCUGCUCUUGCGAAGUGGCGCCAUGGUCGAUUCUGAGGAUGAAAAGCGAAUGCGACCUCUGCACCUUGCCGCAAGGAAAGGAUACUUACCUCGAGAUUUCACAAGCGGCCAUCUUGAGGUGGCAAGGAUGCUUCUUGACAACGGUGCUCGGGUUGAACAUCGCGGCAUGGAUAAAUGGACCGUCUUACACCGAGCUGCUCGUGGUGGGCACGAAAACCUUGUCGCCUUGCUGCUUGAGAGAGGUGCCGACGUUUUGGCUGAAGAUCACAAAGGCGAGAUUCCACUGCAUGCAGCGGCCAGAAGUGGCAGCAUUCGAGCCGUAGAAUUACUUCUGAACGACAAAUCUGGUUUGAAGAAGGAGCAGUUGUGCAAAAAGGAGCGCAAAGGUUCCACCCCCCGCGACGUCGCCUUCUUCACCUCUCAUUUUGGCGUCCAUAAGCUACUCCGCAGAGCAGAAGUGCAGAAUCAGGAGCAUCCUCUUACCAUUUGUGACAAGAUCGCAGCUGCUAUUGAGAGUGGCAAGAUGGAAAAGCUUCGGCGUCUACUUGCCGAGAGGUCUUGUGAGAUCGAUGCACUCAUCGAUGGUCGCCAACCAGCUUUACAUCUCGCUAUACAAGAAGAACAACCUGACAUGGUCAACCUGUUACUGAGUCACGGCGCGGAUAUCAACUCUACUGGGUAUCAUAACUGGACGCCUCUUCACAUUGCAGCUUCUAUUGGACACCUUGCGCUUACCCAGCUCUGCCUCGCCCGCGGCGCCAACGUGGCGGCAUUAACAGACACCGCGCAAACCCCCCUCCACAAAGCCUGCUCAUCCAGGAACAUCUUGGUGGUAAAAGCACUUCUUGAGGCAGGGGCAGAUAAGACGGCCAAGAACCAACGCGGCAUGGGAGCUAUCCAUGUAGCGGCUCAUCAGAAGAACCUGGAUGUGGUUAGGCUGCUGGUGCAGGAUUACGGUGUAAGUGUAUGGGUGGUGGACAAUUUCGGCGAGACAGCGGCAGAUUGGGCUGCGCGAAGUGGACAUCUGGAUCUUCUGCAAUUCCUGAGGAGUGAGGAGAAGAAGGCAAGGCAGCUACAGGCAGCUUCACCAAUCGCUUCGGCAGGCGGAGGAAUCUCGUCUCUGCCUGCGGUAUUCUCUGCUCACCAUGUGUAG